This is a messenger RNA of Asparagus officinalis (garden asparagus), 1388 nucleotides long. Its product is annotated as UDP-glucuronic acid decarboxylase 6. NCBI's taxonomy places the organism in Eukaryota, Viridiplantae, Streptophyta, Magnoliopsida, Asparagales, Asparagaceae. The transcript has 12 exons. Gene Ontology annotation, molecular function: UDP-glucuronate decarboxylase activity; NAD+ binding. The coding region runs from base 175 to 1200 and encodes 341 amino acids. Gene Ontology annotation, biological process: D-xylose metabolic process. The record is from RefSeq and is a predicted model, not a curated record. Gene Ontology annotation, cellular component: cytoplasm.
UUUUGAUUGCGUGAUCUCUAAGCAUUUCUUUCUCGCUUUUUUCCCCAAAAUUUAUUGAUUCGGUUGCAUCGGUUGGUGCUGUUUGUUGAUCUAUAUAAGAUCUCGGAUUUUGGGGAACAAUCUCAAGUGUAAUCAGUUGAAAUUUUCGUUUGAUUUGCAAAUUAAUCAGAUCAAAUGGCGGGAAAUGGGAGUCCGGCGACCAAGGCGCCUCCGAGCCCUUCGCCAUUGAGAAACUCGAAGUUUUUCAAGUCCAAUAUGAGAAUUUUGGUCACCGGAGGAGCUGGAUUCAUUGGGUCUCAUUUGGUGGACAAAUUAAUGGAGAAUGAAAAGAAUGAGGUGAUUGUUGCUGACAACUACUUUACUGGUUCCAAAGACAAUCUUAAAAAGUGGAUUGGCCACCCAAGAUUUGAGCUCAUCCGGCACGAUGUCACGGAGCCAUUGCUUGUUGAGGUUGAUCGGAUCUAUCAUCUUGCCUGCCCAGCAUCUCCUAUUUUCUAUAAGUAUAACCCUGUGAAGACUAUAAAGACAAAUGUCAUUGGCACAUUGAACAUGUUGGGACUUGCAAAGAGAGUCGGAGCAAGGAUUUUGCUAACAUCAACUUCAGAGGUUUAUGGUGAUCCACUUGAGCAUCCUCAGACGGAGGAGUAUUGGGGUAAUGUCAACCCAAUUGGAGUCAGGAGUUGCUACGAUGAGGGGAAGCGUGUGGCAGAGACUUUAAUGUUUGAUUACCAUAGGCAGCAUGGGAUAGAAAUUCGAAUUGCUAGAAUUUUCAACACAUACGGACCACGAAUGAACAUUGAUGAUGGUCGGGUGGUUAGUAACUUCAUCGCUCAAGCACUUAGGGGUGAAUCCUUGACAGUCCAAUUACCAGGGACGCAAACUCGAAGUUUCUGUUAUGUUUCUGACAUGGUUGAUGGCCUUAUCCGAUUGAUGGAAGGACAAAACACAGGUCCAAUCAAUAUUGGAAACCCAGGUGAAUUUACGAUGAUGGAACUUGCAGAAACUGUGAAAGAGUUGAUCAACCCUGGGGUUGAUUUGAAAGUCGUGGAGAACACACCUGAUGAUCCUCGCCAGAGGAAGCCGGACAUUACAAAAGCCAAGGAAUUGCUCGGAUGGGAGCCUAAGGUCACCUUGCGUGAAGGGCUCCCUCUCAUGGAGGAGGAUUUUCGUCGCAGGCUUGGUGCUGCGAAAAAGGCUUGAUGAUAAGCUCGAGCAGCAAACAUUUUGAAGGCUACAUGAAAUUAUAAGUUUUGAUUGGGAGAUCCACAGCGGUUUACGUCUUUUUACGAGCUUAUUGCCUUGAAAAUCUUCUUUUAGAAUAAAUUGUUGGUUAGGUUGGCCAGGUAUGUGGUAAUUGUUUGCACAAUUGAAGGGUUUGUUUGUUCGUU